UCCUUCCCGGUUUCCCCCCCCCUUCUUUUUCUCUCCGUCCCGCGCGGUCGUCAGGAGAGGCCUGAGGCGGCGGAGCGGUGCGUGGAGGAGCCGCGGCGCCGGCUGAGAGCUGAGAGCGAAGAGACGCGACGCUAGACGGAAAGAGGAGUGUUGCCAGAAUGUCUGACAGCGAGGACAGCAACUUUUCUGAAGAUGAGAGCGAGCGCAGCAGUGAGGCAGAGGAGGUAGAGGAGAAUGAGGCAGAAGAGCGUGUGAGUGUCGUAGGCAGUGAGAAAGAAGAAGUGGAAGAAGAGGAGGAGGAGGAAGAAGAGGAAGAAUACGAUGAAGAGGAGGAGGAGGAGGAUGACGACCGGCCUGCCAAGAAGCCCAGACACGGAGGCUUUAUUUUGGACGAAGCUGAUGUGGAUGAUGAGUAUGAAGAUGAAGAUCAGUGGGAAGACGGCGCAGAGGACAUCCUGGAGAAAGAAGAAAUUGAAGCGUCCAACAUUGACAAUGUGGUUCUGGAUGAGGAUCGCUCUGGGGCACGGAGACUGCAGAACUUGUGGAGGGACCAACGAGAGGAGGAGCUGGGCGAGUAUUACAUGAAGAAAUACGCCAAGUCCUCCGUUGGCGAAACGGUUUAUGGUGGCUCCGACGAACUCUCUGAUGACAUCACACAGCAGCAGUUAUUGCCUGGAGUCAAGGAUCCCAACCUCUGGACUGUGAAAUGUAAGAUCGGAGAGGAACGAGCUACAGCCAUUGCCCUCAUGAGGAAGUUCAUUGCCUACCAGUUCACUGACACACCCUUGCAGAUCAAGUCCGUGGUUGCCCCUGAGCACGUGAAGGGUUACAUCUACGUGGAGGCCUACAAGCAGACCCACGUGAAGCAGGCCAUUGAGGGGGUGGGCAAUCUACGGAUGGGCUACUGGAACCAACAGAUGGUGCCCAUCAAGGAGAUGACGGACGUGCUCAAGGUGGUGAAGGAGGUGACCAACCUGAAGCCCAAGUCCUGGGUGCGGCUCAAGCGCGGCAUCUAUAAGGACGACAUCGCUCAGGUGGAUUACGUGGAGCCGAGCCAGAAUCAGAUUUCGUUGAAGAUGAUCCCACGGAUCGAUUUUGACCGCAUCAAAGCCCACAUGAGUCUGAAAGACUGGAUUGCCAAGCGGAAGAAGUUCAAACGUCCCCCGCAGCGUCUGUUUGAUGCUGAAAAGAUCAGGUCUUUGGGUGGAGAUGUGGCCUCAGAUGGGGAUUUCCUCAUCUUUGAAGGGAAUCGCUACAGCCGGAAAGGGUUCCUCUUCAAGAGCUUUGCUAUGUCUGCCGUGAUCACAGAAGGAGUGAAGCCCACUCUGUCUGAGCUGGAGAAAUUCGAAGACCAGCCGGAAGGUAUUGACCUGGAGGUGGUGACAGAAAGCACAGGGAAGGAACGGGAGCACAACUUCCAGCCUGGGGACAACGUGGAAGUGUGUGAAGGGGAGUUGAUCAACCUCCAGGGCAAGAUCCUGAGUGUGGACGGGAACAAGAUCACCAUCAUGCCAAAGCAUGAAGACCUCAAGGACAUGUUGGAGUUCCCGGCCCAAGAGUUGCGCAAGUACUUCAAAAUGGGGGACCACGUGAAGGUGAUCGCCGGGCGCUUUGAGGGCGACACGGGGCUGAUUGUGCGUGUGGAGGAGAACUUCGUCAUCCUCUUCUCUGACCUCACGAUGCACGAGCUCAAAGUCCUCCCCCGGGACCUCCAGCUCUGCUCAGAGACGGCUUCUGGUGUGGACGUGGGGGGCCAGCAUGAGUGGGGGGAGCUGGUGCAGCUGGACCCUCAGACGGUGGGCGUCAUCGUCCGUCUGGAGCGGGAGACCUUCCAGGUCCUCAACAUGUACGGCAAAGUGGUGACCGUCAGGCACCAGGCGGUGAACCGGAAGAAAGACAACCGGUUUGCGGUGGCCCUGGACUCGGAGCAGAACAACAUCCACGUGAAGGACAUUGUGAAAGUCAUUGAUGGGCCGCACUCGGGCCGGGAGGGAGAGAUCCGUCACCUGUUCAGGGGCUUUGCUUUCCUGCAUUGCAAGAAGCUGGUGGAAAACGGGGGCAUGUUCGUGUGCAAGACUCGUCAUUUCGUUCUGGCUGGAGGCUCAAAGCCCCGGGACGUCACGAACUUUACCAUUAGUGGCUUUGCACCCAUGAGUCCUCGCAUCAACAGUCCCAUGCACCCGAGUGCUGGAGGACAGCGUGGCGGCUUUGGAGGAGGUGGUGGUGGUGGUGGUAUGAGCCGAGGUCGCGGGCGCAGAGACAACGACCUCAUAGGGCAGACGGUGCGGAUUUCCCAAGGGCCCUACAAAGGCUACAUUGGCGUGGUCAAGGAUGCCACAGAAUCCACUGCCCGUGUGGAGCUGCAUUCCACCUGCCAGACCAUCUCAGUGGACCGGCAGCGCCUCACCACAGUCGGUUCGAGGAGACCAGGCAGCAUGACCGCUUACAGGAGUACCCCUAUGUAUGGCUCUCAGACUCCCAUGUACGGCUCAGGGUCCCGCACACCCAUGUAUGGCUCCCAGACUCCGCUGCACGAUGGCAACAGGACUCCUCACUACGGCUCUCAAACGCCCCUGCAUGACGGCAGCCGGACUCCUGCGCAGAGCGGGGCUUGGGACCCCAACAACCCCAACACGCCCUCCAGGGCGGAGGAGGAGUUCGACUACGGCUUUGACGACGAGCCCACCCCUUCUCCUCAAGGCUACGGGGGAACUCCCAACCCCCAGACCCCUGGGUAUCCCGACCCUUCUUCCCCGCAGGUUAACCCCCCGUACAACCCUCAGACGCCCGGCACCCCAGCCAUGUAUAACACAGACCAGUUUUCUCCGUAUGCAGUGCCCUCCCCUCAAGGCUCUUACCAACCGAGUCCCAGCCCCCAAAGUUUCCACCAAGUGGCGCCUAGCCCUGUGGGCUACCAGAACACCCAUUCGCCAGCUAGUUACCACCCGACACCGUCGCCAAUGGCAUACCAGGCCAGCCCCAGCCCCAGCCCUGUGGGCUACAGUCCUAUGACCCCAGGUGCUCCUUCUCCAGGAGGUUACAACCCUCACACCCCUGGCUCUGGGAUUGAGCAGAGCUCCAGCGAUUGGGUCACCACCGACAUCCAGGUCAAAGUGCGUGACACUUACUUGGACAGCCAGGUCGUGGGGCAGACGGGCGUCAUCCGCAGCGUGACCGGCGGGAUGUGCUCAGUCUACCUUAAGGACAGUGAGAAGGUGGUCAGCAUUUCCAGCGAGCACCUGGAGCCUGUCACGCCAACCAAGAACAAUAAGGUCAAGGUCAUCUUGGGAGAGGACAGGGAGGCUACCGGCGUUCUGUUGAGCAUCGAUGGAGAGGACGGCAUUGUCCGCAUGGACCUGGAAGAACAGCUCAAGAUUCUCAACCUCCGUUUCCUUGGCAAACUGCUAGAGGCCUAGAAGGAUGGAGAAUAAUUUUGUGUGUGUGACAUGGGUGGCUGUUUUCCUUUUCCUUUUCUUUUCUAGCAUAUCGCCUGCAGACUGCUACAGCAUGUCCUUGUACAGAUUUGCUCCCGAGGAAGUUUUAUUUUUGUGUGUGCGCGCGCACGCUUUCUGUCUCUGUUUAUUUCCCCAGCCUAGCAGGUGACUUUGCUUUUUUGGGGGGUUGGGGACAAUCUUGCAGUUGUGCGUAAAGUGACUUCAGCAAAAGACAUGCAGUGAGCGGAGCACGUUCUUUCUCUCCCGUAGCACUUUAUGCCCUCUACAGCACCUGAACCAUCUAGUGUGUAGCUUGUUUUAAUAAAACAUUCCCAUAUACCCCCCUCCAUA
This is a messenger RNA of Elgaria multicarinata webbii, 3785 nucleotides long. It is a transcript of the gene SUPT5H, whose product is annotated as SPT5 homolog, DSIF elongation factor subunit. Gene Ontology annotation, cellular component: DSIF complex. The record is from RefSeq and is a predicted model, not a curated record. Gene Ontology annotation, biological process: regulation of transcription by RNA polymerase II; transcription elongation by RNA polymerase II; regulation of DNA-templated transcription elongation. Gene Ontology annotation, molecular function: mRNA binding; protein binding. The coding region runs from base 159 to 3416 and encodes 1085 amino acids. The transcript is spliced from 30 exons. NCBI's taxonomy places the organism in Eukaryota, Metazoa, Chordata, Lepidosauria, Squamata, Anguidae.